Molecule: messenger RNA, 1341 nt
Organism: Knipowitschia caucasica
Lineage: Eukaryota; Metazoa; Chordata; Actinopteri; Gobiiformes; Gobiidae
Source: the annotation of a GenBank genome assembly
AUGCAGAUCUCGUCUCGCAGCAGCUCCGGAGGCUUCUCUAUGGUAGGAGGAAGCUCCGGAGGCUUCUCUAUGGGGGGAGGAAGCUCCGGAGGCUUCUCUAUGGGGGGAGGACUCUUCGGAGGCUCCUCUAUGGGCGGAGGACGCAUGAGCUCCUUCAGCAUGAGCGGGGGAGCCGGAGGGAGCGGGGUGAAGGUGUCCACUGCCUUUCGGCAAUCAGGAGGAGCAGGCCAAAGCUGGGGCAGCGGAUUCGGGGCCGGGGCUGGGGCUGGGGAGAGUGCGGUCAUCAUUAACGAGAAGGCCUCCAUGCAGAACCUGAACGACCGUCUGGCUGUGUACCUUAGCAAGGUCAAGUCUCUGGAGACCGCCAACGCUGAGCUCGAGCUGAAGAUUCACCAGUUUGUGGAAAGUAGAGUGGGACCAGCCACAAGAGACUACAGCGGCUUCUACGGGACCAUCAGUGACCUGCAGGCCAAGAUUCUUGGCGCCAUCAUCGCUAAAGGAACCGUGAUCCUCAGCAUUGACAAUGCUCACCUGGCCCAGGAUGACUUCAGGGUCAAGUGGGAGAAUGAGCUGGCCAUGCGUCAGUCCGUGGAGGCCGACAUCGCGGGGCUGAAGAUGAUGUUGGGAGAACUGGGGAUGACCAAAGCCGACAUGAGUCUGCAGAUCGAUGGCCUGAAGGACGAGCUGGUGUCUCUGAAGAAGAACCAUGAAGAAGACCUGCUGGCCAUGCGCUCCCAGAUGAGUGGUCAGGUGAACGUGGAAGUGGACGCUGCUCCUCAGGAGGACCUCACCAAAGUCAUCGAGGAGAUUCGAGAACACUAUGAGGCCGUUGCCGCCAAGAACCAGAAGGAACUGGAGGGAUGGUACCAGAACAAGUCCGAGGUUCUGACCCAAGAAGUGACCACCACAGAAAUGACCCUGAAGUCAUCGACAUCAGAGGUCAAAGAAGUGAAGAGCGCUCUGCAGGCACUGGAGAUUGAGCUUCAGUCCAUGCUCAGUAUGAAAAUGUCUCUUGAAACCACACUUGCUGAGAUUCAGGCUAGAUAUGCAGGACAGCUCAGCAACUUCCAGAUGAGGGUCUCUUCUAUGGAGGAGCAGUUGGUCUCUCUUAGAGCUGACUCAGAGCGACAGGGGCAGGAGUACAGCAUUCUUCUCGACAUCAAGACUCGUUUGGAGAUGGAGAUUGCAGAAUAUCGUCGCCUGCUGGACGGAGAGGGGAUGGGCAGCGCUGUCUCUUCCUCCAUGUCCUCAUCCUCCAUGUCCUCGUCCUCCAUGAACUCGACCUCCUCAACCACUACUACCACAAAAAUCGUGACUGUAGUGGAGGAGGUCAUCUCAUAA